Chara braunii is the source of this 648-nucleotide messenger RNA. The record is from the annotation of a GenBank genome assembly. Lineage: Eukaryota; Viridiplantae; Streptophyta; Charophyceae; Charales; Characeae.
GUGGUCCUUAGGAAGUCAGUCAGUAGGUUAGUGUGUCCGGGUAGGGCUACGUGGUGAGGAGUGGGACCCUUGUCGUGCACCAACACCAYGAUGGAUGACUAYCCGAUGUAUGGGUUGCUGGUUGGGUUCUCCCUCUGGGGGACCCUCUGGCGUCUCCUCUUUCCUCUGGGAUUUUGGCAUACCUUUGCGUGUAGAGUAGGGCCCACUCGAGGUGGUACCGCCACCCAACCAUACACGAGGGAGGAGGAGGAGAAGAUGGUCGCCAUCCUGCAGGAGAGGAAGGAGAAGAAGGAGGCCAAGAAGAAGGCCUUGAAAGAAGAACAGGCGGCCAAAUUGAAGAAGAUGGAGGAAGAAAUGGCCAGGGAGAAGGAGAGGCUGAUAAAGGAAGAAGAGGAGAAGCUGAAGGAGGUGGAUGAAGGGGAGGAGGGACCACCACUGCAAAGGAGUGGGCAGCACAGCGGCCGCAGCCGCGAUGAGAUGGAGAAGAAGAUUUCGGAGUGGGUCGCCAACGUAUCCCUGGGUGAGGAGGAAGAAGUUGCUAUGUACAUCCCCAAGGAUGAGCAAGAAGCCGCCAUGAAGAAAUGGGAAGCAUAAGAAGAUGUUCUCAUGCAGCGGGCGAUGGAGGAUGAACAAAGGAUGGCGUGGAAG